Molecule: messenger RNA, 718 nt
Organism: Chiloscyllium plagiosum (whitespotted bambooshark)
Lineage: Eukaryota; Metazoa; Chordata; Chondrichthyes; Orectolobiformes; Hemiscylliidae
Source: RefSeq, a predicted model, not a curated record
AAUUCCUUGUACGUUUUCUGCUUCGAAGGUUAAAGAGCUUUGAGGCAGGAGGAGCCUACAAGAAGGUGUGGGGGAAUAACCAGGAUGGUGUGGUGGCCAGCCAGCCUGCCCGGGUGAUGGACGAUCGGGAACAGAUGGCUAUGAGCGGCGGCUACAUCCGAAGAGUCACUGAGGACGCUCGGGAAAAUGAGAUGGAGGAAAACCUGGAUCAGGUGGGAAGCAUCAUCGGAAACCUGCGACACAUGGCUCUCGACAUGGGCAACGAGAUCAGCUCCCAGAAUGCCCAGAUUGACCGGAUUGUGACCAAGGGGGAUAUGAACAAAGCUCGUAUUGAUGAAGCCAACAAACAUGCCAACAAGAUGCUGGAGAGUGGCUGAAGGAAAGGAGUCCAUUCAGCCAGCCCACUCUCACUGCCAGAUUCCCCAUCCCAUUCUCCACUUGCAGCAUCUGAAAGGUCCUGGAAGGGCAACUCCCCCUGUGCUGUGAUAGGAAACCACAAGGUUCAAUAUCUUUGUGUACAUUUUAAUUUAUUUUGUAAUUUUUUCAGUGUAACAAAUUGUUCCAUUUGUGGAAAGUGUAUCUUUUUAAAUGUGAGUUUGUAUUAAUGCCUGUCCGAAGAGUAAAUGGAGUGUAUUCAGUUUUUAAUCUUGUACUCGUCAGUGGUAUUUUUUAUGUUCCAGUCGUUCUCUGUAAUUGUAAUAAACAUGAGCACAAAGAA